Molecule: messenger RNA, 1038 nt
Organism: Asparagus officinalis (garden asparagus)
Lineage: Eukaryota; Viridiplantae; Streptophyta; Magnoliopsida; Asparagales; Asparagaceae
Exons: 2
Coding region: 1-1038 (345 amino acids)
Source: RefSeq, a predicted model, not a curated record
AUGUCAUUCUUCAAACUUUCUUGUUUGGUCAUCAAAGCCAUUGAUCAAAUCAGGAGAAAUUUUCUUUGGGGAGGUAACCCUCAGUACUACAGAGGCAAAAACCUAGUUAAGUGGGAAAAUGUUUGUAAGGACAAACGUGCAGGUGGAUUAGAGAUCAUUGACAUGCACAAUUUCAAUCAAUCUCUCCUCUCUAAGUGGAUUUGGAAAACUUUGGAUAGGGAGAGCCUCAUCAGUAAAGUGAUCUUCUCUAUUUACUCUUCAAAUGAUUCUAAUCCUAUAUCCAACCCCCAAGAGAGAUGGAAACCUAUUCUUAGAAGAGGCAUCUCUGAAGAAGACAAAAGGGACAUAACUCACCUUCUUUUGCAUAUUGAUCAAGUCAUGCCUUCACCAAUCAUGCACGACUCUGUUCAGUGGCCUUUCAACUCAACAAACACUUUUACUGUGAAAUCCUUCUACUCUCUUCUCAAUAAUGGAGGCACUGUCUCUCCUCUUCACAACUUUAUUUGGUAUUCCCCUGUGCCAUUAAAGGUCAAAAUCUUCUUUUGGAUCCUGAGUAAGAAGAAACUCCAAACUAAAGAUAACUUGCAUAAAAAGGGUUGGGGAGGUGAUCCUUCUUGCCCUUUUUGCAACCAGGAUAUAGAAGCUCAUGAUCAUCUAUUCAUUCCAUGCUCUUUUUCUUCUGCGGUCUGGUCCAUCAUUUUCCCUUCCUCUAAUCUCAGUCACUGUCCAAAGGAGGUAUCAAGUAUGAUUUCAGAUAAGGAUAAAUUCUUGGAUAACCUCAAUCAAAGAAUGUUAUGGAGGGUAUUAUUUCCAUGCCACUGUUGGUGUAUUUGGAGCAGUCCGAAUAACCUCAUAUUCAACAAUACUCUUAUUACUCCUCUAUCUAUAGUCUCUAAUGCAGACCGUUUCACAUUAUUCUGGACUGGUGCUUAUAGCAGCAGAAAAGCUCAUUGUCUUCAUAGGGCUGCAGUUGAAUUUGGCCUGCAGGACAUGGCCAAAGCUAACGAGGGUGAAGUUCUUGGGGAAAACUUUGCUUAA